AUGGCGACGGAAAAGAAACAAGGAGAAGGUGGAGCGGCGGAUCGGGGGGCGACUGAGCCAUCCCUAGAAGAACUGCUGCUGAGUCUAGAUCUGAAGGGGGAAGACAUUGAAGGCUUCUUCGUGGCAAAAAGUGAAGUGGAGUCCCUGAAGGAAGAGACGAAGUGGAUGGCAGUCAUGCGAUUACUCACCCCAAAAACUUUCAGUGCAAUAUCGCUGAAAAGGACUAUGAAGUUCGCGUGGGCACCGGCGCAGGAGGUGUCGUUUCGCGAUAUUGACGUGAACAGAUUUCUGGUACAGGCUAGUUGCCUGGGUGAUUGGAAGAAGAUCACAGAGCAAGGGCCGUGGCUGUUUCGGGAUCAGGGUUUACUCAUUGAGAAGUAUGAUGGGAGCUGUCGGGCUAUGGCGGUGGAACUAAACCGCAUUCAUGCCUGGAUUAGGAUCCUUGAUAUCCCUGAGCUCUACCGCAGGAAGCAACUGAUUACGGGGCUGGCGGCGAGUGUCGGUGAGGUGAUCACCGUGGACAUGAAUGGGACAGGCCUGGAUGCAGGAGAUUUUGUACGUGUGAGAGUGUGGCUGGAUGUUAGGAAAAGCCUCACGAGAUUUGUCUCGUUCAAGCCAGAAGAUGGGGAACAGGUGAUCAUGAGAGUGAAAUUUGAGAAGGUUCCCCGCUUCUGCGAGGUGUGUGGUCUCUUGGGACAUGAGCAAGAGGAGUGUGGCUCUGGUGUGCAUAAACAAGAGGAUAUGAAGUACGGGAAAUGGUUGCUUGCGGACACUCCCUGGAACCGAGCCCGGAUCCAUGGCAGUGGUCACACCAGCAAUAUGAAGGAGAACCAGGGCCAGCGUUCAAAUGAACCUGGCAGGGGUCAGCAUCAUACAGGCCGAGGCACUGGCAGGGGGCGCGAGGCGGGCGUGGAGGACGAGCUGGAGGGAGAGGUCGUGGAGAAUGGGUGGCAGCCUCUGACAACAGAAAGAGGUCGUCAACAGAGGCCCUCUUGA
Molecule: messenger RNA, 996 nt
Organism: Lolium perenne
Lineage: Eukaryota; Viridiplantae; Streptophyta; Magnoliopsida; Poales; Poaceae
Source: RefSeq, a predicted model, not a curated record